AUGGCCAGCCCCUGGGACGAAGACAUCCUUGACAAAGAUUUCAAGAUCUUAACACCUCUAGGUGUAGGUUCUUUCGGGGAGGUGAAGCUUGCCUGCCACAUUCCUACCAAAACACAGGUUGCUGUCAAGGUCCUUAGUAAAAAAAGCAAUAGUGUGGGUGAGAUGAACUCUGAAGUAAAGAUCCUUCAGACUUUGGAACACAGGAACAUCAUUCAUUUUUUUCACGUCAUUGACACACAGUCAAGGACUUAUAUAAUCACGGAGUAUGUGGCUGGAAAGGAUCUACAGAUAUUCCUCAGUGAGGUUGGAUGUUUAAAGGAGCAGGAGGCUAGACCCAUCUUCCAACAGGUUGUAUCAGCGGUGCACUUUCUCCACCAACGACGUAUUGCGCAUCGCGAUAUUAAAUUGGAGAAUAUCCUUAUUGAUGGAGAUGGCAAUGUCAAGCUUUGUGAUUUUGGUACGGCAAUUCAGCUCACAGAGGGGCAGAAGUUGGAAGAACUCUGUGGUUCUUUGCACUAUAUGGCUCCAGAGAUGUUGGCAAGGAAACCUUAUGAUGGGCUGGCUGUUGACAUGUGGAGCUUGGGAGUCGUCCUAUAUGCAAUGGUCACAGGACAAUAUCCAUAUGCUGAAGACACAUUAGAUGGUAUGCAUAGGCUCAUCACCAACACAAAGUAUCCCAUUUCCUAUCACUGGUCAAUUCCCUGUCACAUCAUCAUUGCACAAUUACUCAUGGUUCCCACCAUCGGGAGAAUAACAGUAUGUCAACUUGUGAAAAGACCAUGGCUGGGCCCCACAAAAAAAAUUACAACACCUACAACUAAAGAAAUCCUUCCACAGCUUGUAGAGACUAUGUGCACCAUGGGUUAUAACUUGGAAGAUAUUUUUUCAUCACUAACGUGCAAGGAACCAAAUGAAGUAACAGCAACUUUUAAUAUUCUAAAACACAAAUUGAGCUGUGAGGACAGUUAUCAGCAGAGUGAGCAGCACUGUUAA
This is a messenger RNA of Microtus oregoni (creeping vole), 993 nucleotides long. Its product is annotated as putative sperm motility kinase W. NCBI's taxonomy places the organism in Eukaryota, Metazoa, Chordata, Mammalia, Rodentia, Cricetidae. The record is from RefSeq and is a predicted model, not a curated record. The coding region runs from base 1 to 993 and encodes 330 amino acids. Gene Ontology annotation, molecular function: ATP binding; protein serine/threonine kinase activity; tau-protein kinase activity. The transcript has a single exon. Gene Ontology annotation, biological process: intracellular signal transduction; microtubule cytoskeleton organization; protein phosphorylation. Gene Ontology annotation, cellular component: cytoplasm.